This is a messenger RNA of Mobula hypostoma (lesser devil ray), 834 nucleotides long. It is a transcript of the gene phox2a, whose product is annotated as paired like homeobox 2A. Gene Ontology annotation, biological process: enteric nervous system development; regulation of transcription by RNA polymerase II. The coding region runs from base 1 to 834 and encodes 277 amino acids. The transcript has 3 exons. Gene Ontology annotation, molecular function: RNA polymerase II transcription regulatory region sequence-specific DNA binding; DNA-binding transcription factor activity, RNA polymerase II-specific. The record is from RefSeq and is a predicted model, not a curated record. Lineage: Eukaryota; Metazoa; Chordata; Chondrichthyes; Myliobatiformes; Myliobatidae.
AUGGAUUACGCUUACCUCAAUUCUUACGACUCCUGCAUGGCUGCGAUGGAAGCCUCGGCGUACGCCGAUUUCAGCCCGUGCAGUCAGAGCAACAAUUUCCAAUAUAACCACAUUCGGUCCAGUUUUGGAACCGGCCCCGUCUGCCCCAGCCUCGCCUCGGCCAACUGCAGUUUGGGACCCCUGCGAGAUCACCAGACAGCACCGUACACCACAGUUCCCUACAAGUUCUUUACGGAUCACGGAGGGAUAAAUGAGAAGCGGAAACAGCGGAGGAUCCGGACUACGUUCACCAGCUCCCAACUGAAGGAGCUAGAGCGAGUCUUCGCCGAGACUCACUACCCUGACAUCUACACCCGGGAAGAGCUGGCGCUGAAGAUCGACCUCACCGAGGCCCGUGUCCAGGUACAGUUUCCCGUCUCGAUCCAGGUGUGGUUCCAGAACCGACGAGCCAAGUUCCGGAAGCAGGAGCGAGCGGCCAACUCCAAAGGCAGCGGGAGUAACGGGGGCGGAAAGAAGGGCGACCUGCUCUCCGAGGAGGACGAGUCGAAAGACGCCAAGUGUACCGACCCGGACAGCACCGCCAACCCAGCGUGUCCCGCUUCCUCCUCCGCCCCCACCUCCGCCCCCUCCGGCCCCGUCUCCAGCACUAGUCCCCACCCCCUCAACCUGCCCAGCCCCAACAGCUCCCACACCAUGAAGUCUCCCGCAUGGGCUGGAUCUGAGCUCCUGAAAGCCCAGGCCUGGCAGCCCAGUGACAACAUGGCCGGGCCCUUCGCUGGCGUCCUCUCCACUUUACACAGGAAGGCCAACGUGCUCAAACCAAACCUCUUCUAG